Messenger RNA from Colius striatus (speckled mousebird), 582 nucleotides. RefSeq lists its product as uncharacterized. The transcript is spliced from 2 exons. Bases 96 to 437 code for a protein of 113 amino acids. Lineage: Eukaryota; Metazoa; Chordata; Aves; Coliiformes; Coliidae. The record is from RefSeq and is a predicted model, not a curated record.
GGCAGGCAGCCGGCCGGCCGGCCGGCCGGCCGUAGGUGGGCUCCGGCUGGAGGCGGCGCGGUCUUGCGGCGCAGGAGGCUGAGGCAGUGAGGAGGAUGCGGCCUGCAGGCCGCGGUGCGGCGCGCCGGGUCGAGCUGGGCCGGACCGAGCCAGACUGGACUGGGCUGGGGGCUGCUGGGGGAAGGAGAGAGGAGGGAAGAAGGAAUGGAGCCGCCGAGGGUGGGGGCAAGCGCGGAGGAGGGGGUUCCGCCGAGCCGGCGGCACGUGGUGGCGCGCCCGGGGAAGGCCAGGCGCAGCCCGCGCAGGCCAGGCGGCUGGGGCAGCUCUCCAGGGACGGCCCCGCAGCGGGCACGGCCGGCUUCCGCGGCACUCGCGCAUCCUGCCGGGUGGCUGAGGCUCCCCCGGCUUGCAGAACAACAUUUCCUGUGAAGGUCUAAGCUAAUGACGUUGUUUGAAUCGACCCAGCAAUUUGGAAGUGGUGUCAUUCUGAAUAGGCUAAAAGACCUAAUUUUUCUGAAGUGUCUGAAAGUGGCGUCAAAUUUGUAGUGAGUGAACUGGUAGUUUGGAUAAUGUACGUUCUCU